Cheilinus undulatus (humphead wrasse) is the source of this 3006-nucleotide messenger RNA. Its product is annotated as very long-chain acyl-CoA synthetase. The transcript is spliced from 10 exons. Gene Ontology annotation, molecular function: long-chain fatty acid transmembrane transporter activity; long-chain fatty acid-CoA ligase activity. The record is from RefSeq and is a predicted model, not a curated record. Lineage: Eukaryota; Metazoa; Chordata; Actinopteri; Labriformes; Labridae. The coding region runs from base 11 to 1867 and encodes 618 amino acids.
CAGAGGAACCAUGCUAACUCUGGUGGUCAGCAGCCUGCUAGCGGGGCUCCUGGCCCUGCUCCUCUACCAGAGGAUCUCCUACCCCCUCUUCUUCGUGGAUCUCAUCUACUACUGGAAGCUCCAGAGGUACCGGAAGGAGCUGCAGGCUCGUAUGCAGCAGGGGAUCAUCACGUACCUCGACUGUUUCCUCCACCAGGCCAAGAAGAACCCGAACAAACCCUUCAUCAUCUUCGAGGACCAGACCCUGACCUACGGAGACGUGGACCGGAGGAGUACCCGGUUCUGUAACGCUUUAAGGACGGAGGGAUCCGUGAAACCGGGGGACAUCGUGGCUCUGCUGAUGUUCAACGAGCCGGACUUCAUGUGUGCCUGGUUGGGACUCUGUAAGCUGGGCUGCCAGGUCGCUUUUCUCAACGUCAACAUCAAAUCUAAGAUCCUGGUCCACUGUGUGCAGAGCUGCGGGGCCAGGACGCUGCUGCUCAGCAAAGACCUGGUGGCUUUGGUGUCCGAGGUUCUUCCUGAUUUAAAGAAAGAUGACGUGAGCCUGUGGGUGGUCGAUCACACGUCACCGUCCGAGGAUUUUAAAAGUCUGUUGGACAAAGUGGAAAACUCGCCUGCUGAAAUGUUAGCUGAUCUUCCUAAAGUCGACAUCAUGUCCAACUUUCUCUUCAUCUUCACCUCAGGAACCACCGGUCUGUCCAAAGCGGCCCGUGUGGGUCAUCUUAAAGCCAUCAUGAGCAUGGCCUUUUUAAACAUGUGCGGCGCCACGUCUAAUGACAUCAUCUACGUCACUCUUCCUCUGUACCACAUGUCUGCGUCUCUGUUAGCCAUGGGAGGAUGCAUUCACCUGGGAGCCACAUGCGUGUUGAAGAAGAAGUUUUCUGCCAGUCAGUUCUGGAAGGAUUGUGUGAAGCACAGAGUGACCGUGGUUCAGUACAUCGGAGAGCUGCUCAGAUACCUGGUCAACCAUCCCACUGUUCCAGAGGAGAAAUCUCACCAUGUGCGUCUGGCAGCGGGCAGCGGGCUGAGGGCAGACGUCUGGAAGCAGUUUGUGAAACGCUUUGGUAAAGUGAAAAUCAGAGAAGGUUAUGGUCUGACCGAGGCCAGCAUCGGGUUCCUGAACUACACAGACGAGGUUGGAGCGAUCGGGAGGGCGAGCUUCUUCAACAAGCUCUCGAUGCCCUUUGAGCUCCUCAAAUAUGAUCCACAGACGUAUGAGGCUGUCCGAACCGAUUCUGGGCGAUGCAUCCGAGCGAGAGCAGGCGAGGCGGGGAUCCUGGUUUCUCCUCUGAGCGUCAUGAACCAGUUCCUGGGCUAUGCGGGGAACAAGGUCCAGUCUGAGAAGAAACUGCUGAGGGACGUCUUUAAAGAGGGAGACGUUUAUUUUAACACCGGAGAUCUGCUGCUCAUCGACCACCGAGAGUUCCUCUACUUCAGCGAUCGUAUCGGAGACACCUUCAGGUGGAAAGGAGAGAACGUUUCCACCACUGAGGUUUCUGAGGUUUUAGGAGUGCUUGAUUUCAUCCAGGAGGCCAAUGUCUACGGAGUCUCCAUCACAGGUUAUGAAGGUCGAGCAGGAAUGGCGGCCGUCGUCUUAAAACCAGAUCAGAAAUUAGACGGAACAGACCUUUACAACCAUUUAGUGCAGACUCUUCCUGCGUACGCCUGGCCGUGGUUCAUCAGGAUACAGAGCGCUCUGGAUGUGACGGAGACGUUCAAGCAGCAGAAGGUGAAACUGGUCCAGGAGGGUUUUAAUCCAGACGUCACUCAGGAUCCUCUCUACUUCUUAGACGUCUCUCAGCGGGAUUAUAUCCCUCUCACUGCGUCUCUUUAUGAAGACGUUAUCUCAGGAAAGAUCAGGUUAUAGAAGUAUUCAUGCAGGAUUACUGACAGUCCACAGUCAACCACGGAUAAGCUAACACUUUCAGAGGCCUUCCUUUUUAGUUGCUGGAUUUUAAACCGUCAUGGUUUUAGAUGGUUCGAACAGAACAGGAGACACAGACACAGGGACAGAGUCAGAUACUCAGCAUGGAGGACAGUUGGCGUUGUCGGCAGGCUGUCCUGGUGAACAUUUUACUCUGCAGCAGAAAACUAAAACAGAAGGCGGUUAAAGCCCUGGCUGAGAGACAGUAUAGCCAUGUUUUUGUUUACUGCCUCGCCUCGGCCUCGCUCUCAUUGGCAGGUAUUCCGUCCAAUCUGGGAUCACGAAUAUCAAACAUUCUGGAUAUCUGAGGGUCAGGUAGACUUAGACUCAGACAGGAACUGUAAAUGAUCAGACUGACCCCAUACACUUGAGGAUCAUUUAGACCAGGGGUGUCAAACUCAGACUGAGUCUGGGGCCAGAUUUGCUCCGAUGAGACGUCAUGAAGGCCGGACUAUUUAGGCUAGGGCCGGACUAUUCAGGCUAGGGUCGGACUAUUCAGGCUAGGGUCGGACUAUUAGGCUAGGGCCGGACUAUUCAGGCUAGGGCUGGACUAUUCAGGCUAGGGUCGGACUAUUUAGGCUAGGGCCGGACUAUUCAGGCUAGGGUCGGACUAUUUAGGCUAGGGCCGGACUAUUCAGGCUAGGGUCGGACUAUUUAGGCUAGGGCCGGACUAUUCAGGCUAGGGUCGGACUAUUAGGCUAGGGCCGGACUAUUCAGGCUAGGGCCGGACUAUUCAGGCUAGGGCCGGACUAUUUAGGCUAGGGCCGGACUAUUCAGGCUAGGGCCGGACUAUUCAGGCUAGGGCCGGACUAUUCAGGCUAGGGCCGGACUAUUCAGGCUAGGGCCGGACUAUUCAGGAUAGGGCCGGACUAUUCAGGCUAGGGCCGGACUAUUAGGCUAGGGCCGGACUAUUUAGGCCAGGAGUGCCAUAGUCAACUACGGAUUCUAAAUUUAGGCCUAACAAGGUCGCGUUGACCCAUAAACUGUCAACCUCAUUUUCACCAGAAGUAACAUGAAAGAAAUACCCCUGAUAAUAAAUCAUUCUGAGAUGAAAAAUGUCCAAAUGUUUAACCCUUUACCUA